GUCAGUCCAUCAAACUAAGUGGCUUGUGAUGCAGAUGUCCAGUAGAAGAUCCUGGGAUUGAGACGUGCAUCCCUUCACACUGAUGGCCUGGACUGAGUUUCAGCUGGCCUGCUGAAGCUAUGGGGAGCUGUUGGAGUUGUCUGUACAGAGACCCCAUCCGAGACAACCAUCUCACCAAAUUCAAGGUCACCAAUGUGGAUGAUGAGGGCAACGAGCUGGGCUCUGGCAUCAUGGAGCUCACACAGACCGAGCUCAUUCUUCACACACGCAAGAGAGACGCCAUCCGGUGGCCGUAUCUCUGCCUGCGACGCUACGGCUACGACUCCAACCUGUUCUCCUUUGAGAGUGGUCGCCGCUGUCAGACUGGGCAGGGAAUCUUUGCCUUCAAGUGUUCCCGGGCCGAGGAGAUCUUCAACUUGCUCCAGGAGCUGAUGCAAUGUAACAGCAUCAACGUUGUGGAAGAGUCGAUGAUGAUGAGUCGCAGCGGUCACACGCCGGAGAUGGAGAUGGCCCGCACGCCACAGACUCCCAACACUCCAGCAUUCCCUGUGCAGGCUUUCCCCAAUGGAUACCCUGGUUAUCCAAUCAGAGGCGACUCCUCCCAACCCUCUCUUGCUGAUGAUCAUGGACAUAGUCUCAUGGGUUUGGACGACCAGACCCACACCUAUGUAAACACUGUAAGCAUGGAGGGGGAUCUCUCUAUGCGUCACUGUGUGCACUCCCUACCUGAGGUGCGGCCCGGCCCUUUCACUGAAACAACACGGGGAGCCAUGCCCAUCGGGGGACAAGGAAACCCGCAGCCCAACCUGCGGUGCUGUCCCCUGGAGGAGCGCAAAGAUCCUCAGGUGUUUUUACAGCCGUCCUCACAGGAGGUCAAAUUCAUGCUGGGCCCCACUCCAGCACAGCGCCAUCUGCUUGAGAGAGAGAGGGAGAGAGAGCGGGACAGGCAUGGGCACAAUCCUCACAACCUUCAGCCAGUAGAGGGUGCAACAGGCUCAGAGACAGAGGGAGAUGAGCCCACGAUGCACCUGUGCAACUCUCACUCCUAUCACCAUUUCCAUCACCAUGCGCACCGCCACCCGGGGCACAAGCACCCCGACAGCUGCCAGGGCGGUGAGCUCACCUACGAGAACAUCAACGGCCUGAGGAGCGGCCGGAAGCAGCGGCUGAGCCCCAGCAGCGUGUCGCAGUCUGUGGGUUCCAGCAGCAGCAGCAGUACCGGGGACAGUCACUCCCACUCCCUCCUGCACCCCCACCCUCACGGCCCGUCGUCUCUCCCCCCGCAAGGCUACGCCUGUGAGAGGGGCAUGGGUGGGGGACACCGUCGGACAGCUUUGCUGAACUACGAGAACCUGCCCUCUCUGCCCCCGGUGUGGGAGUACAGCGCUCUGCAGCGUGAUGACGAGCAGGAGGAGGAUGAUGACGAGCAGGAUGAUGAAGAGUACGAGGAGGAAGAAGAGGACUUUGAUGAGUAUGAGUUCUCCGAAGGCCCUGGGACACCCAAUGGGUACCACCAGGAUGGUCGCAUCCACAGAGACGCCCUGCAGAACUAUGUCAACACAGAGCAGGUCCAGCCACCCCGGCUCCAACAUGCCUGUCCCCCGCAUCCCCGGCCAUGUCAGACGGACAGAGGGGGAGGAAUAUUUAGCUUUGAUUUCGGCAGACGAUCAAGGUCAGGGGUCGGAGGCUGUGAGCACGGCCACAUGCCUCCAUCACGGCAGCUGAAUUACAUCCAGGUGGACCUAGAGGGAGAACCUCCCUGCCAAGCCCUCGGCGGCGGGGGUGCCCAGCCCCAGCCACAGCACCAGCGCCUGCCACCCAUAAAAUGUGGCGCACAGGCACCCCGGCGCAGCGAAUGCUACGCAGUCAUUGACCUAAAGAAGACCGCUGCCAUGUCCAACCUGCAGAAAGCUCUGCCCAGGGAUGACGGGACUUCCAGAAAGACUCGCCACAACAGCACAGACCUGCCUCUGUGAACAGUGUUCGAACUGAAGAGGAGCGAUGAAGACAGAUGAUGGCUUAUCCUCAUCUUAGCACACUGGACCCGUCACUGUCAUCCAUCCAUUCAACUGUCGGGCUGACUAACACAAAUACAGGUACCUAAUUAGAAACCUACUGAAAACACUCUGUGCAAGAGGAAAUAAGAAAUCUUUGAGGAGAAUUUGCCAUUUUAAUCCUUAUUUAUCAGACAUGGGCAGUGAAGCUCUUUUGGGAAAUCUGCAGUUGUUACUGCAAAUACUUUUUGCUGGAUAUAUGGAAGUGUAUACAUGAGCAUAAAAUCAUACAUACCGAGGAAAAUCAUACAUUUAUGAUUUUAUGCUUAGCUAUGACUCGGAGCACUGACCUCCAUUCUCAGUUGAAGUAUUCAUGCCAUGCUGUAUUACCAAACUUUGAGAAACCCAUCUUCAAUCACUAAUAUUGUUUUUAUUAUUAAUUAUCACCCCACCCAAUGUUUAAAUAGUUUUGAGUCAGAAACGUGACUCUUUACAGAAAGUUCUGAUAAGUAUUUUGGAAAUUUUUAAAGUUCGGCCAAGAUACUGGACAAUGUUCAUACCUCAACGCAAGCACCUAAGUGAUGUUGUGGCUGAUAGAAGUUCUUUGUUACGAUAUGCCUGUAGAGCAUUUUGCACACAAUCCUAUGGAAUUGUAUUUUAUCAUAUUUUAGGAAUAGUUUUGUCCAAAUCCAGUUGAAAAAGUGGAAUAAAAUAAACAUAACCGCAGGAGAAUUAGACUUAAAACUGAACAACGGUAAACGUAGCACACACACAGUUUAAACAAGCUUUCGCUCCCUCCUUAUCCACAUGCAGCAAAAUGAAAAAAGUAGCAUAUCAUCUUUUGAUCACGUCUCCUGCAUAUCAUCCCUGACCUGCGGAAGGUCCACAGCGGUUUUACGCUUGUCACGUUGCACUUUCGACCCCGGGAGCCACUGAAACUUGCUUUGUCACGAUACACUCGCUCUCCACUGGAGCCACAGGUCCGACCUUCUCCCCCUUUUUUUUUUUUUACCAAAAGCAGGAGGCCAAAUACUUCAUGGACACUCUCAGUCAGCGAUGUAGGCAGAGUUUAUUCCAAUGUUUCUUAUGGCGACAUCAGUAACCUCAAAUAGUGGCAUUAAGCUAUGACCUCACCUAAAACGUGCUCAAUCUGACAUUGUCAGGUGUGAGUGGUCGAUUUAACAGAUUAUUAUUAAGUAUGUUGAAACGUCAUGCUGUGGAGAUUUUUGUGAGAAUAUUAAUCAACCUUCAUAGUCAGAUAUUUAUUUAUUUAUUUCAUGCUUAAUUUAUUCUUUUUUUUUUUUUUUUACUAAUUUAGUUUUCCAUGUGAUGACUAGCGUUUUCUAAACCAGUUGGUGAUAUGGAGACCAAAGUUUCACCUCAUAUUAUCACUGGAAACUGGUAUGUUACUUUUAUGACUGUGCGUAAUUAUAUUUUUUAAAAGAAACAGAGAGACUGUAUUUAUAUUUUAAGUGCCAAAACUUAAUUGCAAACUGUACAAUGAAUAAAAUCUAACGUGCCAUUAGGAUUUAUAGGACAGACGGGCAAAAAGUGAAAAAGCAGUACAUAGCUGAAUCCAAGUUUUUAAGGAUGACAGAAAUUAAAAAUAAUAAAAAACUGCACAUUCCACCUCAUCCGCAUCGACAGCCAUUUCAGAGCGAGUGACGAGGACGGUAAUCUUGUAGUCUGAUAAUCACAGCUCGGUUGGUUUUAUGCUGCUACAUGUAAAUACGAACAGUAGCCCAUGUAGGUACUUGUACAGGUACUUGUCGAAAUGACGCGAUGUCAGAUCUUUUACCAUGUUGUUAAUAGAAGUAGCAUUGUUGUGUUCUUCUGAGAAAUUUGUUUUCCCCCUGAGCGGUAGAAAAUGUAAUGUGCCAUGAUUUCAGAGAAUGUUUCAUUUCGGGUUGUUUUCCUGACACACUGGCUGUCUGUUCUCGGAGAGGUACCGGAAGCACAGGCCCACUGACGCUGUCAUCUUUGUGUUGAGCGCUCACAUCAUGUUGACAUGUUCAGCCGAAAGACGAAGGCCAAAAUGUUCUAGAUUUAUAAACGUAAGCAGGCCUUCAAAUGCAGAUGUGUUGUGGCUCUUGGCUGAACCUGAUCGUUUUAUUUUUAACAGAGAGUUCAGAUAUGAAAAACAAAUUCUUGACUUCUGAUAAGGACACUCAUUUUGGCUUCUGUGUGACUUGAGUUUAAGUAAGGAUUAACUGCAAAGCGAUGAUUGGCUUUUAAAUUCACUGUUGUCAGUCUGAGUCACAUUAAGAUUUUCCAGCCCUACCCAAAUACCUGUCUGCUCUAACUUAGGUGUGUACUCAUAAUGCAUACCUGUGACUCACUGUCGAUCAUUUCCCCCACUCAGCACCUAUUAAAAUACUGACGACAACGCCCAAUAAAUUUGGUUCAUAAAUUUUUUGAUAGAUUUCCAACACGGAAACCUUGAAUGUCCUCAAAUCAGAAGUUGACAGUUUGUAUUUUUGCUCCACAUCAGACGCUGAUGAGCGAUUAUUACAAAAGGUCUCCUUGAAAAAGGCCAUAAGUCUUCGCUCGUCCCAGGACUGACAUUUUGACUGUACUUGUAGAGAUAUUGUCAUGGACUAGGAGGGAUGUUUACAUUUUUGCAAUAAUAGUUGAAUUAUUGUUUUGUUGAUUUUUAAUCAGACCAAUGUGUAAAGUGUGAACUCUAAAUAGUCUAUAGAGCUGUGGGCUUAAUGUGUUUAAUCGCCUGUUCUUCUGUGAAUCCGCAGUCUAAUUGUUAUUAUUAUUAUUAUUUUUCAGGUUCAAUGUUUUCUUUUCAAGUUUCAUAGUGCGGUUUUAGCUAUGAAAGUUUAAAAAAAAAAAUGAAAAAGACGCCUGUUUUGAUUGUCAGACUCUUUGUUUGCUUAGACUCACAUUAACAGUGCCAUCCAGCAGUAAAACCUUUGCCAGUACUUCAAUUCAAUUUUAUUGUAUUAAACUUUCAAACUAGUGUUGCUGUUUCACACAGGAAUCAGCGAGUGGUGCAUCUAAUUUCUCAGAUUAUAGUGUCAUGUGUUUUUAUGGCAUUUAAAAAGAAAAAAAUGUGAAAAAAAAAUCCAUGUUGAAACGUGUCAACUUUAUUAUUAUAUAUUUUUUUUUUUUCAAUUCUUUUAUAACGCAGUAACCUCACCACCACCCAAACAGUGAAUACAGCAUCAUUACCGCUCAUCCCUCCCGUGUUGACUGAUUAAUAAUGAAUAGAUAUGUUAAAUAGUCUUUUAUUUUCAGGCACCAAUGCCAAUCCUGUGCUCUCACCGCACUUUCAGUUAAAAUAAAGUUGUAACUCAAAGUGGGGGCAUUUCCAGUCUCAUACCUAACAGUGACUGACUCCAUUUCAAUGACUUUCAUUUUUCGUUCAUACACGAGGUGCGAUGAUCGCAGGUGUUAACUUGUUUGCUUGGGCAAGGAGCCAAGUCACGAUAACAACUCCUGAAAUCAACAUCCCCGAACUGGAUUUAUUUUAUGGGUAGUUUAACAAAAGGGCUUGCUCUGUUUAUUCUUCAAACCUGGGCACGUACCGUAAAAAAGUCCAUUUGUGGAAAAUGUUCACUGUGCCUUUCAUAAUCAAGCUGGAAAACAUUUUCACUGCUGUUUAUGAGGGCGGUCUGAUGUUUCAAAAAAGAAAGAAAGAAAGAAAGAAGUCCCCUUCUGUUGUUGAAAGGGGAUUCAAUCAAAGUGGUUUCAUAUUUCAGGUUGGAUUUUAAAAGAAAUCUUCCAACUCUUGCUGAUUCUGCACCAAACCGUGUUUUAAAAGUGUCUGUUUAAGGGAUAUUUUUUGGGAAAUACACUUUUAUGCUCUUAAACUUUGAGUUAGAUGAGAAUAUUGAUAUGAAUCAUGUCUUUAUGAAGAUGCAACAAGAUGCCUGUUAUCGUAAACCCAGGAAACAGUAGAAACACUUCAGAAAUUGGGCCUCUGUUAGCCUUAUAGCUGAACGUUUAAAAAUAUAUUCGGCUCCUUGAAAGCUAACUCGUUGAAACCUGUUGGACAACCUGUUGCCAGGCAACCAGCAGAAGACUCAGUCAGUAAUUGCUCCAGCUUUGCUGGGGGGGAAUUUGUAUAUUCAAAUUGUGGGAUUUGCUAUUUUCCCUUUUUGUUUCCGGUUUUAAACUGACCUUGGAUUGGCUGCAGCUUCACAUUUAGCCUCAAGACAGGAGUUGUUAUCUUUCCUUCUUGCUCUCUCAAGAAUGCAAUGAACACAUUUCCCAAAUUCUGGAACUAGUCCUUUUUAAAUGAAGUUAAUUCUAAUUAAGAUGAAAGGAAAGUGAAUUUAACAUUAGUAAUCGGCUUGGUGGUUUAGGUUGGAGCCAAAUUUUGACGUGAUUUAAAAAGUUGUCGAAUCAGGACUCGUAUGUUGUGUAGCAUAAUGAUGUUAAUUCUGAGUAAAGACGACAGUGUGUUUGUCAUUUUGAUGCCAUGAUCUCUCAUCAGCUGCCAUUUCUCCUCAUUGUGCUAAAGAAUGUGGAAAUAAACCCCUUUCAGAGAUUUCUGUUUUUUUUUCUGUGUGCUUUUCCAAUUUAUCACUAAGUGGAUAAGACGAGACAAGAACACACGCGUGUCAAAUAUAAACCAAGGGCAGAAAGAAAAGCUGCUUGCACCAGAGUGUUUCACAUCAUCUCCAUCAGUGGUUUUCAUCAUCAUCUCUUCUUUGAUGGUUUUGGUACAUCACCUCCCACCAGACAGUCAUAAUCUAAAUGUCAUAUUGUAAAACUUCAGCUUCCUGUCCACACUAUACGAGAUAGAUCUGUUAAAAUAACGAAAGUAUCAGAAAACUGUAAUAUCUCUUAUUAUUAUUACAAUUGUGUAACUUACUUUUAUUUAUUAUUUCGAAAUCUGCUUUGUUUUUGUCUGGUUCGAAAGUGCACCAGGGGGUGAUGUAUUUGUACGGGUCCCAGCUGUACAUCUUUGUGACAGAGUUGUGUGUUUACAUAUUGGUUACAAACUUUGGGACUUUGAUAUCAACGUAUGAAGCGAAAGAGUUUCAAAUACGCUCGAGCACGACAAAACUCCCUGACUCAUGAAGUGAGCCCCUGCCGGAGUCACUCCUGCUGUUGACUCUUACAUGUGUCAUGUGAAUGCACAGCUGAAGGUUUAACCACACUGAAUAUUUUUGCUGAAAAAGGGAAGACUUCUUUAUGUUUCCGUCUCGUUUUGAAAAACAAAAAAAGAAAUUUGUUGUAUGUUUUUGUGUCCAUCUUUCAAAACGAGAGAGGGUCUCAACCUGCCGCCAUUAAGAGGUGUGUUAUCGGACCUCCUCUUCAUCCCAAAAACGAAGUGAGCCAAGUGACAUUUGGUGAAUUUUACCCUGAAUUUGAUCAAUUAUAGAGUGUGGAUUUGUGCAAAAUGUAAAAGUAAAUGUAAUUCUAAUAUUAAAAUGAAGCUAUGAAAAUAUC
Messenger RNA from Platichthys flesus (European flounder), 7403 nucleotides. RefSeq names its product fibroblast growth factor receptor substrate 3 (gene frs3). Bases 120 to 1976 code for a protein of 618 amino acids. Gene Ontology annotation, cellular component: cytoplasm. Gene Ontology annotation, biological process: cell surface receptor protein tyrosine kinase signaling pathway. Lineage: Eukaryota; Metazoa; Chordata; Actinopteri; Pleuronectiformes; Pleuronectidae. The record is from RefSeq and is a predicted model, not a curated record. The transcript is spliced from 6 exons.